AUCUGGUGGUGCUUUGUUCUUGUGCUUAGUCCUACCUCCCGCUUACCACCGACUGGAAUGAUGGCCGGCAAGAAUCGCGUGCAACGAAAGGUUGAGGAGCUUGUGGCGUCGACGCUGGAGGCGAAGGCGGCGGCUCCUUGCAAAGCUCUGAAGAGGCGUGUUUGCCAGCGUGCACGCAAGAAGCUGGCACACAUGCUGCCACAGGAGGAGUUUGAGAAAGUGGUGGCACGGCUGAAGGGUGACGACCUUGAGGCAGGUCCGGAGCACACUGCGGUUAAGGAAGAGGCCAAGGGGGCGGCUUGAACUUCUCCGUAUUCCUCCGCCCAUCCAGACUUUCUUUUUGACCAAGCAGGUUCGUU
Durusdinium trenchii is the source of this 359-nucleotide messenger RNA. The record is from the annotation of a GenBank genome assembly. Lineage: Eukaryota; Dinophyceae; Suessiales; Symbiodiniaceae.